Molecule: messenger RNA, 2640 nt
Organism: Penicillium lagena
Lineage: Eukaryota; Fungi; Ascomycota; Eurotiomycetes; Eurotiales; Aspergillaceae
Product: STE11 family mitogen-activated protein kinase kinase kinase
Exons: 4
Coding region: 1-2640 (879 amino acids)
Biological process (GO): protein phosphorylation
Molecular function (GO): ATP binding; protein binding; protein kinase activity
Source: RefSeq, a predicted model, not a curated record
AUGUUGGCUUCCAAAACACCGUAUUCGGUGCCUCUGGGCGGGCCGACCACCCAGACACCGGCAGCAACCUACAUGUCUACGACAUCGCAACGGCCGACGAUGCACACGAAACCCCAGGAGGGCGUGGGGUUUAGCAGCCCGACAAAGUCGGAAUUUUCAGAUGGCCAGGACGAACUGGCGUCCGUGAGGGCGUGGGAUGAGAAGCGGGUGAUCACCUGGCUUCAUGGUAUCAAGUGUGGCCAAUAUGAGCCUAUUUUUAAAGCCAACAACUUCACGGGGGAUAACUUGCUCGAAUGUGACCAAAAGAUCCUGCAGGAAAUGGGCAUCAAGAAAGUCGGGGACCGAGUGCGCAUCUUCGUUGCCAUCAAGCAGCUCCGGACCAAGACCGGUCCGACGUGCCGAGCAAAGAACAUGCAAACAUUGGCUGCACUGGAGAAGGCAGCAUUGGCCACAAAGCUGCCGACCCGCCGGUUGUCCCAGCUUGAUGAUGGUUACUCGCCGCUUGGCGGAGACUUUAGUCUCCGUGCUGGUCGCUACAACAAUGGCCGAAACCUGAGUACCGGCGACGCUAAGCAUCCACGGAAUCCAAGUCUGGAUGGCAUCACCAUGGGCGCUCUCCCACCAAACUCCCCAGUGAUUCGGGUCAUCUACACCGGUGGUCAAACCAAGGUUCUCGAUAUCCGCAACUGUAAAACGCACGACGAGGUCAUUCUGUGUGUAUUGAGGAAGCUUCAGCUUCCUGAGCACCAGUACAGAAACUAUUGCUUCUACGUGCUGGACGGGUUGGAUCCGGAUUUGUCCAAUUGCAGGAAACUUACGGACAAGGAGCUUAUGGAGAUUUGUGAAGGUGUUAACAAGUCUGAACGAGGCCGUUUGAUUCUUCGGAAAGUCCAUGCAGGGGAACCCGACAUGGACGAGAUUCGCCGCGCGUCUCAGCUCGCCGUUGACGAAAGUCAGGCACAACAUCUGAGUGCUUUGAGCGGCUCGAACAUGCGCAACCAGCUCAAGAUCCAACAGCUGACGGGUGAAUCAUGGCAUAAUAUCAAGCAGCCCAUUUCUCCCCGGGGCCCUGGUCCUCGGCAUCGUCCGUCUAAUUCCACCGAUCAAGAUGCCCUCCCGCCACCCUCUGCUAUCGAACGCCAUCCCGAGCGUCAUCCGGUGUCUAAGCUACGCUCGUUCUUUGGACAACGACCUCCGAGUGAGAUGAUCAUUCACGAACUUCCAUCCUUCUUCCCCAGUCAUGACAAGGAGGACAUCGAGAAGACGAUGCGCAUGUCUGUCCGAAGAUCCCAACGCCUGAGUCGCGCAGCAAGCCGCAUGAGCCGCAUGAGUGUUGUCAGCAAUUACAGCUACGCAUCCAGUCUCAAGGACGCGCCUCCAUUACCGCCUCUACCUCAAAUCCCCCCAAUUCCUAGUAUUGCCGACAGCUGGCUUCAAGGCCAACCUGGAGCACAGGCCAACCAACAGAGCUCACGGCCUUUGUCAGUCUCCAAAUUCAACCUCCCUCAAUCCUCAUAUCGGGAUUCUGUCGCUUCCAGUUCUCUUCAGCCUCUUCAAGAGGAGUCUCCUGUGGAGCCGAAUCGCAAGUCGUACGUCUCCUUUGACAGUGGCUCCUCCGAUGAGCCGAACCCUGCCCGCCAGAGCUUUUUCGACGAGAGCAUGAGCGUCGCCGCUACUGAUGGUGGUUCGUUCAACGACCGUUUGAGCGCUUUCGUAGCUGAGGAUGGCGAGGAAGAGGACGCGGACCUGAGCGAUUUCUUGGCUGGAAAUAACUUUGCGCCCAAGAACUGGAUGAAGGGUUCCUUGAUUGGUGAAGGUUCUUUCGGAAGCGUCUUCCUUGCCCUCCACGCCGUUACCGGUGAGCUCAUGGCUGUCAAGCAAGUCGAGAUCCCCUCGGCCACGAAAGGGACCGAGUUCGACCAGCGGAAGAACAGCAUGGUCACGGCCCUCAAGCACGAGAUCGAACUCCUACAAGGGCUUCACCACCCGAAUAUCGUGCAAUACCUUGGCACCGCGACCGAUGACCAGUACCUCAACAUUUUCCUGGAGUACGUGCCGGGCGGCUCCAUCGCAACGAUGCUGAAACAAUACAAUACCUUCCAGGAGCCCCUGGUAAAGAACUUCGUCCGGCAGAUUCUUACCGGUCUCUCCUACCUCCACAGCCGGGACAUCAUCCACCGCGAUAUCAAGGGUGCCAACAUCCUCGUCGACAACAAGGGCGGCGUCAAGAUCUCCGACUUCGGCAUCUCCAAACGCGUGGAGGCAUCCACGGUCCUGGGCUCUCGCGCCAGCGUCGGCGGCGGCGCAGGCAGCCAUCUGCACCGCCCUUCCCUGCAGGGCAGCGUGUACUGGAUGGCACCCGAAGUCGUGCGCCAGACAGCGCACACCAAAAAGGCCGACAUCUGGAGCUUGGGCUGUCUCGUCGUCGAAAUGCUGAGCGGCGUUCAUCCCUUCCCGGACUGCAGCCAGCUGCAGGCCAUCUUUGCCAUUGGCAGCAACCAGGCCCGUCCGCCUGCUCCAGAGCACGUCAGCCAGGAGGCCGUCGAGUUCUUGGACAUGACCUUCCAAGUCGACUACGAGCUGCGCCCGAGUGCGGAUGAGUUGCUCCAGUGCAAGUUCUUGGCCAACACGCUUCCUUGA